AUGACAGAUUUCAGCCGGUUUACUACAUUUUUGUCUCAUUCAAUCAAACCGUUUACAAACAGAGGAGAAGAUCCGACUGUAAGGAAGAUUACUCCUAAAACAACAAGCACAACUUCUAAGUCUAACAAAAAUAAUAUAGGUCUCCACAACGAAAUUUUCAUUUAUUCCGUCUGUGCUGGUGCGUUUGCAUUUGCCAUACUUCUGUGCACAGUGUGUAAACGCCGUUACAAGCAAAUCCAUAACUAUUUACGACGGAUCACGCCUGAUAAUGGAGAAAUAACAAAUGUGCAGGAAAAUAUACUCGAGGACGUUCUUUCUGUGGAAAUAGAGGGAAUAUAUGAAGUUAUAGAUGAAUCGAAUAUGAUAGAUGACUUCGGUAACACUGGAAAACCUGAUGACAAAGCUACAAAAAAUGAAACUGAAGGUCCUUCGGAUAGUAACACUUAUCCUAAUCGGUAUCGCCUUGUUAAGAAAGAUCCAAAUAUCAAUAACUCAAACCGCAGUAAAUCAGUACUUUUUUAACAUCGGACGCAAAAAACCAAGCUUGAGAUAGUGAAUAACAUUCAAGCUUAUAAGCUUUACCUGUGUGUCUGGUAUCUUUGAUGCGCAGAGUGUAAAAAAUCUACUGAUUCAAUUCAUCUAAUCGUUCAUUACAAAGAUAUUGUGUUCUAUACUGUAAUGUAUAAAUAUUAUCUCAUAA
Messenger RNA from Mytilus trossulus (common blue mussel), 700 nucleotides. RefSeq lists its product as uncharacterized. The coding region runs from base 1 to 522 and encodes 173 amino acids. Lineage: Eukaryota; Metazoa; Mollusca; Bivalvia; Mytilida; Mytilidae. The transcript has 2 exons. The record is from RefSeq and is a predicted model, not a curated record.